Molecule: messenger RNA, 1722 nt
Organism: Helobdella robusta
Lineage: Eukaryota; Metazoa; Annelida; Clitellata; Rhynchobdellida; Glossiphoniidae
Exons: 11
Coding region: 1-1722 (573 amino acids)
Biological process (GO): regulation of organelle assembly; positive regulation of early endosome to late endosome transport; positive regulation of protein localization to early endosome
Cellular component (GO): apical part of cell; plasma membrane; adherens junction
Molecular function (GO): cell adhesion molecule binding; actin binding
Source: RefSeq, a predicted model, not a curated record
AUGCCAAAAACGGUCAACAUGAGAGUGCUGACAAUGGAUGCAGACCUGGAGUUUGCAGUCCAACCAAGUACCACUGGUAAGCAACUGUUUGACCAGGUAGUAAAGACCAUAGGUCUGAGAGAGAUUUGGUUUUUUGGUCUGCAGUUCACCGAUACCAAAGGUUAUACAGCCUGGAUGAAGUUGAACAAAAAAGUUUUAAGUCAGGACGUUAAGAAGGAGACUCCUCUUCAGUUUAAAUUCAGAGCCAAAUUCUAUCCGGAGGACGUAUCGGAGGAGUUGAUCCAGGAAGUAACUCAGAGGAUGUUCUUCUUGCAGGUGAAGGAGGCUAUCCUGAACGAUGAAAUCUACUGUCCCCCGGAAACGGCUGUGCUCCUGGCCUCGUUUGCAGUCCAGGCCAAAUAUGGAGAUUGCACCCAGGAGCAUAAGAAGGAUCCGGAUUUUCUGGCGAAUGAUAGGCUGCUUCCUCAGAGAGUAUUCGACCAGCACAGUCUGACGAAACCACAGUGGAUUGAAAAGGUUGUCGGCUGGUACUCCGAGCAUGUUGGCACUAUGAGGGAUGAUGCAAUGGUUGAAUACUUGAAGAUAGCUCAAGACCUCGAGAUGUACGGCGUCAACUACUUCGACAUCAAAAAUAAGAAGGGCACUAAUCUAUGGCUGGGUGUCGACGCACUGGGGCUCAAUAUCUACGAAAAAGAAGAUAAGUUGACGCCAAAAAUUGGAUUUCCUUGGAGUGAGAUAAGAAAUAUUUCAUUCAGUGAUAAGAAGUUUAUUAUAAAACCCAUUGAUAAGAAGGCUCCCGAUUUUAUCUUCUUUGCUGAGCGUUUGAGAAUCAACAAAAGAAUCCUGGCGCUAUGCAUGGGCAAUCAUGAGCUGUACAUGCGUAGGAGGAAGCCCGACUCCAUUGAAGUGCAACAGAUGAAGAACCAAGCUAUGGAAGAAAAAGAGGCCAAGAAACAAGAGAGAGCUCUCUUGGAGAAAGAAAGGAAGGGAAAGGAGUAUGCAGAGAAGCAGAAGCAUGAUCUCGAGUUGAGACUUCAAGCAUUUGAAUCCGAGUUCGAAAAAGCAAAAAGAGAGUUGGAAAAGUCGCAAGAAAUGGCAAAUGAAUUAGAAGAUCGAAUGAGGCAAGCAGAAGAGGAAAGGAAGGAACUUGAGGCAGCUAGGUUGAGAGCAGAAGAAGCCAGGAGAGCUGCUGAGGCGGCUGCUCAUCUCGAGAAAGAGGAACGAGAAAAAAAAGAACAAGAAGCUGCACGUGCUCAGGCGGAAAUGGAGGAGAGGAUGAGGGAGGCAAAGGAAAAAGAAGAAGAAGCUCGAAGGUUGCAAGAGGAACUGAGACGAACUCAGGAGGAGAUGGAAGAGAAACAAAGAGCCCUGCACGAAGCUAUCAAUACUCCUAAAGUGCUUCACGUAUCUGAACAUGAUGACGACGAUGAUUCUGACAGAGGAAUCAAAUCCAGAUUUGGAAAUCGUGACCUGGAAGUGUUUGAAGGCCAGAAUGUACCUCGUCCAGAAGAGAGCAGAAUCACUGAAACUGAGAAAAAUCAGCCACUGAGCUCGCAGUUGAAGCAGCUGAAGGGAGAGUUGGCAGCUGCAAAAAUGACGACCACCCAAAUUGACAUCCUCCAUGAACAGAAUCAGUCGCAGGGUCGAGACAAGUACAAGACGCUGAAGCAGAUCAGACAGGGUAACACCAAGCAACGCGUUGAUAUGUUCGAAGCCAUGUAG